UACCUUGUUCAAAUCAAUUAACAGAAAAUAGGAUCUUCACUUCACAGAAGCGUAACACGAUCUCAUGUAUACAGUACAGUGAUUCGAAUCAACAACAGACCGAUUCGCGCCGCGCUGCAGUUGUACGGUCAAAUAAUAGUACUCCUUUGCUCCAUAUGUCUUUCUGUGCGGGAAAGGGUAACUGGUCUGAUUAGCCCCUUUCCGUUUAGCCCCCAACCAAAAGUCGAUUAAGCCCCAUUCACGCUCAAAGAACGAGAAAUAGACAGUGUUUUGACCUCUAGUUGGGGGCCAACUGACUGGGGGCUAAACGAACGGAUAACUGAGGAUACCUCGGAAACCUCAGGAUACCUCCCCGAGAAAGAGGUACAUUCAAUUGUACUUGCAGCGCGGGCUCAUAUUCGCCCUUUCAGACUUCACACCAGUCUCUCUCGAUCACUCUAGAAAACAUGGCGUCCAACUUGGUUUGGAAUCGAAUGCGGACUAUGUUCAGGACCUACCUUGCUUUGGAAGAACACAUCUUAUACAACCUUGGGCUCAUUUGUGGUGGUCAAAACUUCCCAAACGCCGCUUUGCUAGGGAACAUGCCUCCCUCUAUCGAAUCAGAUGGAAACUUGGACACAAAACACGACGGCUUUCUGUUGAUGGCCGUCCCCAAAAAGAAGACUACGCCGCACAAAAAGAAGAUAAGAAAUCGACACAGGCAGCUCAAAAACAGAACAGACAUCGAGAUAUGUGCAAUCUGUGGAAAUCACAAGCUCGAGAAUCAUUUGUGUGGACACUGCGUGGAAAGAAUCAAGGAAGAGACAAAGAAGGUUCGGAAGGAGAGAAACGAGGACAGUAUUGAAUGGCCCAUACCGGACAUCUUGAAACAGUUCAGGACCUAGCGACCGAUUGGCGUUUUCAAGGGCGAGAGGACUAUUUGUCAAAGUGAUACUUGAUGACGUGGAAAGUGUUCGAGUUUCAGGGAAUGUAAAUCUUGGGUCACGCAGGAGUUUUUGGUAGAAUGGAAAUAAUAUGAGUUUAGCCAGAAAUGCGAUUAAAAGUCUGUUUUAUGUUUCUCUUA
Orbicella faveolata is the source of this 1063-nucleotide messenger RNA. RefSeq names its product large ribosomal subunit protein bL32m-like. NCBI's taxonomy places the organism in Eukaryota, Metazoa, Cnidaria, Anthozoa, Scleractinia, Merulinidae. Gene Ontology annotation, cellular component: mitochondrial large ribosomal subunit. The record is from RefSeq and is a predicted model, not a curated record. Gene Ontology annotation, biological process: translation. Gene Ontology annotation, molecular function: structural constituent of ribosome.